Messenger RNA from Plasmopara halstedii, 198 nucleotides. RefSeq lists its product as uncharacterized. The transcript has 2 exons. The coding region runs from base 1 to 198 and encodes 65 amino acids. Lineage: Eukaryota; Oomycota; Peronosporomycetes; Peronosporales; Peronosporaceae. The record is from RefSeq and is a predicted model, not a curated record.
AUGGUUGACUCUUGCGCGGCACCUUCAAGCGCUGUCGCGCCGUCACCAGUGUCACAUCUACCGGGCAUCAAGGAAGAAUUUUGCAACCACAUCGACCAAACGUACAAAUAUAUUACUAUUAAUGGCGACGAUAUAGAUAUGUGUAACGAGCCUACAACCAGUACGGAUCGUACAUGCCUUCGGGUCGAGGGUUUGUAA